CAGGGGUAUACCUGAAAAAAUACGUAUCCAUCGUGAUCAGCUUCUUCAGUUUGAACAUGGUCGUUGUCCCUGGUCUAAGCUUCAUGGGCACGUGAUUUCUCCAGACGAAUCGCCACGCUGCGCCACUGACGCCACGCACUGUCGAGUUCCGUGUGGCGAUUUUUCGAUCACAGCUGGGGAAAGGGGCAACACGCCGCUGGCCGUCUCGGAAAACAGCCAAAGAUUCAUAUCUACUCUCCAGCCACAGAGUUAGGAAUCGCACAAAAUGGGCAGACUCAACGAAUACCAGGUCGUUGGCCGUCGUGUGCCAACUGAGAAAGAGCCGGUGCCCAAGUUGUACCGCAUGCGCCUUUUCGCUCCCAAUGAGGUUGUCGCCAAGUCACGAUUCUGGUACUUCCUGAAGCAGGUCAACAAGGUUAAGAGGGCCUCUGGUGAGAUUGUUUCCGUCAACCAGAUCUUCGAGAAGAAGCCUUUGACGGUCAAAAACUUCGGUAUCUGGAUCCGUUACGACUCCCGCUCUGGAACUCACAACAUGUACAAGGAGUACCGUGAGCUUACCCGCACGGACGCUGUCGCUUCGUGCUACCAAGAUAUGGCCGCCCGUCACCGUGCCCGCUUCAGCUCCAUUCAGAUCAUUAAGGUCGCUGAAGUCAAGGCCGCUGACGUUCGUCGUGCUUACAUCAAGCAGAUCUUGGACCCUAAGCUGAAGUUCCCCUUGCCUCACAGGGUUACCCGCCCUGCCAGCAAGCGGUUCCGUCCCGUGUUCAGUGGUGUUCGCCCAGGCACUUUUUAAGGACUCGGAGCAGAGCAAUGUAAUAUAAGCGCCUUAAUACCCACAUUUUGAAACACUGUGACUCUCUCAUGCUGCGAUGCUCUGCAGACAUGCAAUGUGCAGGGCACAGCGGGGGCAGCGCAAACACGAAGAGUUGGUCGUUGGGUACCAAUCAAGGAAUAUAAAGACAACUUUGUAAAACUCGUACGACUUCGUAUCUUGGGAUCGUGGCCCAGAAAUCCAG
Molecule: messenger RNA, 1016 nt
Organism: Fimicolochytrium jonesii
Lineage: Eukaryota; Fungi; Chytridiomycota; Chytridiomycetes; Spizellomycetales; Powellomycetaceae
Product: ribosomal L18ae/LX protein domain-containing protein
Exons: 6
Coding region: 266-793 (175 amino acids)
Biological process (GO): translation
Cellular component (GO): cytosolic large ribosomal subunit; ribosome
Molecular function (GO): structural constituent of ribosome
Source: RefSeq, a predicted model, not a curated record